AAAAGAAAGAAAAAGUCAAAAAGACAGUCCGCGGAGGAAAAGGAGACAUAAUACGAAUCAAACUUGGGUCGAUUUCAAUAAUAAGAAGAAUAUCGCUUUCGAUACCAUUCGCAUCUCCGCAUCCCUUUGUGUUUCCCCUUCAAUCACAUCAUCUCUUACGUCCUCCAUCUCACUCUCUCACCUUAAGGUUUGUAUAUUCAUCCAUUCAUUCAUGUAAUAAUAAUCAUCAUCAUAACCUAAAAACAAGAAUACAUACGUAUAUAUGCAUAUACAGAGAGAAUAAAGAUACAUAUUGAAUGGUUGGUGGGUGAGUAAGAGAGAAGAUGGCGGAAUUGAGAAAGGGGGGCUGCUAUCCAAAGGCUUUAGUGGGAGUGAAUGCGGGUCUGGCUUUUGCUGAUGCUGUUAUUGCGGUGCUUUCCUUCACCCAGCUGCUGAGAAUUCAUUCCAGAAAUGCACAUAUUGGAUGGACUCGCCAGAAAGUAUUUCAUCUUAUGAUUGGGUUGUCAAACUUGGGAUAUUUUCUAUACUUUGUGUUGGCCCCUGUUGCUGCUUGUGAUGGUUGGGUUUGCUGGUCUCAAUCCUGUGGUUUUUUGGUCAUGGCUUGCCCCAAAAUUCUAUUUCUUGGUGCAUUCCUUCUUCUUCUUUCAUUCUGGGUUGACCUAUGUCAUCAGUCAAAUGAAGAAGAAGAUGAUGAUGAUGGAUAUAAUUCUCAAGAAGCUCUGUUGGAUAAGACCAAACCAUAUUUAUAUGCCGACAGUCACAAUAAAUGUUGCUCGUUUCAUGCAUUUCGUGUGGGGAGUCGCCAGAGAGUUGUGAUAUUGGUCACAUUUCUGGUUUUUGUAUUAAUGCUGGCAGCUUCUGUGUUAAUAUGGAUUGGGAGAGGGCAAAACCCUAUCGAUUCGGCUGUUGUGGCACGGGUAUAUGUAGAUCUAUUUUCCAUUUCAGUGCUUUUGCUGGGCGCAGCCUUGGCAUGCUAUGGACUUGUGUUGUUUCUGAGAAUGAGAAAAGUCAAAUCCGAAAGGUCCUCAUCAGAAAUGUGGAAGGUUGCAGGGUUGGCCGGUGUUUCCAUUUUAUGUUUCUCGUCAAGUGCAAUCAUUGCUAUAUUUACAGAUAUUCCUCUGCUGUAUCACUGGCAUGGGCAACAGAUAAAUGGUGUCACACCUCUCCUCUUGGUGUUGUACUACUUUUUUGGAUCCUCAGUGCCAUCAGCUUUUGUGUUGUGGGUGAUGAGAGAACUGCCACCUCCUCUAACAAGUCACUGGACACAAGGAGGGCCAUUUAGGACAAUAACCUUCUUCUGUGAUAGCUCUGUGCCAGUGGAGCAUCCUCAAAGGUGGACUGCUGUGGCAAGCGUCCAAAACCAGGUAUCAAGAGCAAGCCCGAUAUGAUGGAUCAUGUGCCAUAGAUGAAUGAGUGAUGAUACUCGAACCAAAGGUCAUUGACUAUAUUGACCCUACCAAUAGCCAGUAAUGAAGUGUGAAGAGAAACAACAGAGAAGCGCAUAGGUUUGCUCUACAGUGUGAGUAAACGCAAUCAGCAAGAUUGCCCAUUGCAGAGCUCCUUGACAAAUCAGCAUCUUGUACAUACCCAACUGCUGCUACAGAACAGAAACUGUUACUUUUAACUUAUUGUUUACUAAUAUAGUAAUAUUAUAGGCAUUCUUGUUGCAUGUAAAGAACGUUCUACCUUGUAGUUGUUCACAUUCAGGACGGUAGAAUCAAGAGGGAUUUUUGUGUGCUUACACAUCGGGAAUGGGCAGUGGUCCACAUGGUCCCAUAGCAGGCGGUGCAAUUUCCCCCUUCUCGUGACUGAGAAUGUCCCAUUUGUAUGGGACCAGAACUGGUAACCGUACAUAAACCUGUUUGGUUCAUACAUCAUAUAGCUUUGUACCAGUCGUUCUAACUUUUAAGCCCGGUCCUAAAAGAAUCGGCAGGUUGGUUAGACCACUACAUACCCAACUUCAUCAUGCUUCCGGUUUAAGGUUCUCUGAAUGGGAGACCAGGACUGCAGUGUCUGCAUUUUUGGUCUGGGGAUAUUCAAUUACCAUGGCUGAAGUUCUAUCAAGUUUUUCUUCUGUAGUGAUCAUGUGUUUCAGUUUUUCCCGUGAUUUUUAUAAAACUUCAGAUUUAGCCCUUUUCUAUCGGAGUUCCAUGAACUUCUUGAAA
Cuscuta europaea is the source of this 2165-nucleotide messenger RNA. NCBI's taxonomy places the organism in Eukaryota, Viridiplantae, Streptophyta, Magnoliopsida, Solanales, Convolvulaceae. The record is from the annotation of a GenBank genome assembly.